Aspergillus ruber CBS 135680 is the source of this 1040-nucleotide messenger RNA. Its product is annotated as HpcH/HpaI aldolase family protein. The coding region runs from base 148 to 957 and encodes 269 amino acids. Gene Ontology annotation, molecular function: aldehyde-lyase activity. Lineage: Eukaryota; Fungi; Ascomycota; Eurotiomycetes; Eurotiales; Aspergillaceae. The record is from RefSeq and is a predicted model, not a curated record. The transcript has a single exon. Gene Ontology annotation, cellular component: cytoplasm.
GAUGGGAGUUGAAGUACCUUGAAAACAAGAUAGAAAAGGCAAGCAACAGCCCAAUGUAGAACAUAAUAAAUCAUUUCUUGCUGCUUAAGUCGCAAUUGAACUUUUUUCUGAGCCACUCCAUUUCCACCUCGAAAAACCACCUUCAUCAUGACAAUCACUCACUAUCCCACCCCCCUCACAACCCAGAUCGAGAACCCUCGACUGAGACUCCUUAACAAGCUCAAAGCUGGCGACUUCCCACUUUUAACAUUCAUGGCCAUUCCCUCCGUCCGCAUGGCCCAAAUCGUCGCCCUGACAGGCCUCGACGGCAUCAUCAUCGACUGCGAGCACGGCCACAUCGGAGAUGAUGCAAUGCACAAUUCUGUCGCCGCCAUCUCCUCCCUCGGAGUAUCGCCCAUAAUCCGCAUUCGUGGCCCCGCUCACGACAUCAUCAAGCGUGCGCUUGACACCGGCGCGCACGGCAUCAUGGUCCCGCAGAUUAACAACGCCGAGGAAGCGCGGCAGAUUAUCGCUUCGUCUAAGUUCCCGCCACAGGGUGUGCGUGGGCAAGGAUCUGCUUUUCCUGCUAUUGGUCAUGGGCUCACGACACCUGAGUAUAUGCGGUCUGCGGAUGAAACGAUUGUUACCAUGAUUCAAAUCGAAACUCGUGCGGGUGUUGAGAAUGUCGAGGAUAUUUGUGCUGUGCCGGGGGUGGAUCUUGUGUUUAUCGGACCUAAUGACUUGGCGCAGUCCUUGUUGGGAUACACUCCUGCGCGUGGAGAUGAGCCUGAGUUUGUCGAUGCUGUGGAUAAGAUCAUCACUGCAGCGCGGAAGCAUGGCAAGUGGGCGGGUCGUAUGGUCAACAACGGGGGCAUGGCAAAGGAGGCUAAAAAGAGGUAUGAUAUGGUCGCUAUUACGGGCGACACGAAGGCAAUCCAGAAUUGGUACAUGGCCGAGUUUAAUAUCGCGCGGUCAUGAGAAGGGAAGUGUCGUUAAUUUAAAAUCUCUAGAUAGAAUAGUAUAUCCAUAAAAUUGAUGUUCAAUAGAUGGUUGAUCUGGAU